GUCUUCACUUUAAAGGAAACUAGCUUUGCAGCCAUGGCCUCUUUCAAACUGGACUUUCUUCCUGAGAUGAUGGUGGACCACUGCUCUCUAAAUUCUAGUCCUGUUGGGAAGAAAAUGAACGGAUCCUUAGACCAUCCUGACCAACCAGAUAUUGACGCCAUCAAGAUGUUUGUGGGCCAGAUUCCACGUUCUUGGACUGAGGAACAGCUUCGUGAGUUGUUUGAGCCUUAUGGAGCGGUCUAUGAGAUUAACGUCCUCAGAGACCGCAGCCAGAAUCCACCACAGAGCAAAGGUUGUUGUUUUGUUACGUACUACACUCGUAAAUCAGCACUGGAAGCACAAAAUGCACUGCACAACAUGAAGAUUCUCCCAGGGAUGCACCACCCUAUUCAGAUGAAGCCUGCUGACAGUGAGAAAAACAAUGCAGUGGAAGACAGGAAGCUUUUUAUUGGAAUGAUCUCCAAGAAGUGUAACGAGAAUGACAUUCGCCUGAUGUUCUCACCGUACGGCCAGAUAGAGGAGUGCCGGAUACUUAGAGGCCCCGAUGGAGUCAGCCGUGGUUGUGCAUUUGUGACCUUCACAGCAAGACAAAUGGCCCAGUCUGCGAUCAGGUCUAUGCACCAGUCCCAGAGCAUGGAGGGCUGUUCAUCUCCCAUUGUGGUGAAGUUCGCAGACACCCAGAAGGACAAGGAGCAGAAGCGCAUGGCCCAGCAGCUGCAGCAACAGAUGCAGCAAUUCAGUGCUGUUUCAAUGUGGGGGAACCUUACUGGACUCAACAGCCUGGGGUCACAGUAUCUCGCACUUUAUUUACAGUUGCUGCAACAGUCAGCCUCUACAGGAAAUUCCAUCAGCAACCUGCAUCCUGUAUCAGGUCUAAAUGCCAUCCAGAACCUUGCUGCCUUAGCUGCAGUGGCCACGGCCACACAGGCCACACCCAGUGGGUCCAGUGCUAUGACGACAUGUAGUAGCCCUCUAAAUGCACUAAGCAGCUCAGCCUCCUCUCCAACCUCAGGCAGCAACUCCUCAGUCAACCCCAUAGCUUCACUUGGAGCUCUGCAAUCAAUGGCUGCAGGUGGUGGAGCUGGACUUAACAUGAGCUCUUUGGCAGGCAUGGCAGCACUGAAUGGCAGCAUUGGCACUGGCGGCCUGUCUAAUGGCUCAGGAAGUACCAUGGAAGCUCUCAGCCAGGCCUACUCGGGCAUCCAGCAGUACGCCGCUGCCCUUCCUAGUUUGUACAAUCAAAGUCUGAUGUCCCAGCAGAGCAUCUCAGCAGCAGGCAGCCAGAAGGAAGGUCCAGAGGGUGCCAACUUGUUCAUUUACCACCUGCCGCAGGAGUUUGGAGACCAGGACCUUCUUCAGAUGUUCAUGCCCUUUGGAAACAUCAUAUCUGCGAAAGUCUUCAUCGACAAACAUACAAAUCUGAGCAAGUGCUUUGGCUUUGUGAGUUACGACAACCCCGUGUCAUCACAGGCAGCCAUUCAGUCAAUGAACGGUUUUCAGAUCGGCAUGAAAAGGCUGAAGGUGCAACUAAAGCGUUCAAAGAACGAAAGCAAGCCCUACUGAAGGUGCAGAUGACUGAUGGAUGUGGUUGUGAAGAGUGGGUUUCUGAUCUCUUCCUGUUUGCAUGUUGAUGUGGCAUCACACCUCAUCAUCCAGUCCUUGUCUUCUGCCGUCUCUGAUGCUUCCAGUUUCAUCUGUGAGCUUGUCUUAGACAUCAAUCAUGAGCGAGUUUUCGUUUUGUUGUUUGCCACACCUAGUCGCUAGAAGGACUGCCUUUGAAGAUGGUCGAAAGUUGUCGUAGAAUUGUUACAACCAAAAACAAGAGAAUCUAUUUUUCUACAAAGAACAGCAGGACUUUUGCUGUUGGGUUUUGCGAUCUUUUCUGCUGUAACUCGAUGUAUUUGCAGAUGUGGCGUCGCGGUGCAGUCCUCCCAGUGAACUCUGGUUUUGUUGUGGUUUUUGUGUGAAGACAUCUAAUCCAUCUCAUUGCUGCAUGCGUGAGUGCAGGCGUGUGUGUGUCUUGUGGAUUUUAAUUUUUUGACAAAAAAGUAUGUUAAAAGGGGAAAAAAACUUGCAAGCAAGUUAGUAAAUAAAUUUUGCUGAAUGACAUUUUUAAUUUUUUUUUAAAUGAACACACAUGAGUCUUAGGGUUGUUGAAAUCACAAUUUGAGUGGAUUUUGUUCUUGUUUAUUAUUAUUAUUAUUAUUUGUUAUUCCUGACUGUUGACUCACUUCUACACAUGUUGCUGUACACAGAGAAUCAGAUUGAAAAAUAUUUAAAGUACACAGUAGCCACAGCACGGACCUUUUUUGGGGGGGGGGGACAGUAUACUGUAUUUAAUUUUUGCACUUUUUUUUUUACAUCAGUACUAAGAUUUCUGGCCGCAAGUGACCUAAUUUUUGUUGAUCCAAGUUAGUGAUAAAAUGGUGCCAAAUAUUUUUGCACAAUCACUGUUUUUCUUGUUUGCGUUCUCUUGGUGUGACUGUUACAAUACAAAUGAGUUUCAGGAUUGUGGCAUCAUGAUGUUCAGCAACUUUUAACUGGAACACUGACUCAGGCUUCAUGUCAAAAUACAAUGUUGCCUCAUUAAAGUUUUUUUAAAUAGUGUAAACCAUAGAUGUAUAUGCAGUGAUAUAAAACGCACAUUACCUACUUUGUUCUGGUAGUGUGUGUG
Molecule: messenger RNA, 2674 nt
Organism: Thalassophryne amazonica
Lineage: Eukaryota; Metazoa; Chordata; Actinopteri; Batrachoidiformes; Batrachoididae
Gene: celf1
Product: cugbp, Elav-like family member 1
Exons: 14
Coding region: 34-1563 (509 amino acids)
Biological process (GO): mRNA splice site recognition; regulation of alternative mRNA splicing, via spliceosome
Cellular component (GO): cytoplasm; ribonucleoprotein complex; nucleus
Molecular function (GO): mRNA 3'-UTR binding
Source: RefSeq, a predicted model, not a curated record